AUGAACUGGACCGCUGAAGAAGCACCAGCUGAUGAUGCUCAAGAAGUGUGGGCUCCUGCCGUUGGCCACCCUGCUUUGCAGUAUUCGUCCAUCGUCGACAUAUUUUGUUCCUCCUGCAGCCUCCAACCGUAUGUCGUCCCUGCUAGCACUAGCAGCAGCUCUAGCGGAGGGCCGCAGCUACUGGUUGAGAACAACUACUACGCUGCGGCCGCACAGCAUCACGAUCCGACUGGGAAAGGAACGACGAUGACACACGAGGAUCUGUCGUCGUUUGAGCAGCAAAUGGAGAGCUAUAUGAAUAGCCCUAAGAAGCUAUUCCAGGAAAGAAAGAAGGAGUUUGAGGAUGCAUAUAAUGCCCAAUUCAUGAAACAGAAGAUGCACAGGUACCCUCCAAGCAUUCGAGCUCUCGAUGAUGAUGGUCUGUAUACCGUCCCGAGGGUGGUGGCCAUCGGCCCUUACCACCAUUAUGGCGGAGGCCAUCUGAAGCAGGCGGAGGAGGUGAAGCAUGCGGCUGCCUGCCACUGCAUCACGUUAUCCGGCCGCUCGGUCGAGGAGAUGUACGGCGCCGUCAUCUCGGCCGCGAAUGACAGCGAUGCCCGCGGCCUCUACCACACGGACGUGAUGGCAGGUCUCGGCGACGACGACUGCUUCCUACCCAUGAUGUUCUUUGACGCCUGCUUCUUGGUGAUGUAUAUCAUUAAGAGGUCGGGCGCAGAGAACUACGACCCGACGCUGUACGAUUUCUUCGAGUCCAAUGACGAUGACAUCGCUCAUGACAUCAUGCUGCUUGAGAACCAGAUCCCCUUGCAGGUGGUGGACGCCGUCAUGAACAUGUGCACGGCCGAGCCCUUGGAGAGAAUGAAGAAGUUCAUUGCCAGGUGCAAAGAUGGCUGUCUGCAAGACCGGGUUGUCCCUGGAUUUCCUCGUGUUGACUGGGAUGAAGACUACUACAAUGAAGCACCGCAUCUCCUUGGCCUCCUCCGAUUCUACGUUGUAGGAAAAAGAAGUAGCAGCAAACCCAAGGUGUCACCUUCCGAUUUAAAGAAAAUGGAAUCGAUACCAAUUUCAGCCGGUGCCAUCGAGCUUGCCGAAAUGGGCAUCUUCCUCACAGCCAACGAAACAACGGAGCUCCCAGACAUGGGCCUCGCCAGGAAAUGGAUCAUCUUCGCCGAGCUCUCCAUGGCGCCGCUGUCUCUCAACGAUGCACGUGCAAGCUGGCUCGUCAACAUGGCGGCUCUCGAGCUAUGCACGACUCCAGAUUUUUUGAUAAAAGGCGGAAUUUGA
Miscanthus lutarioriparius is the source of this 1284-nucleotide messenger RNA. Lineage: Eukaryota; Viridiplantae; Streptophyta; Magnoliopsida; Poales; Poaceae. The record is from the annotation of a GenBank genome assembly.